Gymnodraco acuticeps is the source of this 604-nucleotide messenger RNA. RefSeq names its product fatty acid-binding protein, liver-type-like. Gene Ontology annotation, molecular function: fatty acid binding. Gene Ontology annotation, cellular component: cytosol; nucleus. The record is from RefSeq and is a predicted model, not a curated record. Gene Ontology annotation, biological process: fatty acid transport. The transcript has 4 exons. Lineage: Eukaryota; Metazoa; Chordata; Actinopteri; Perciformes; Bathydraconidae. The coding region runs from base 180 to 563 and encodes 127 amino acids.
UCAGUCACACCAUGUACCUCUCUAUCUCUCUGUCAGUACUUAUCUGUGGUGGUGAAUCUUUAGGAGGGCUAAGUUGCCUUUAUUAUUGACUCCAUAGGGUUAAUGAUUGCACGCUGAAGUUUGAGAGUAUAAAGUAGGCAACAAACUACUGCUUCUUCUUACCAUCACUGUCUGUCACCAUGUCUUUCUCUGGAAGGUACCAGCUGGAGUCUCAGGAGAACUUUGAGCCGUUCAUGAAGGCCAUUGGGCUCCCUGAUGAACUCAUCCAGAAAGGCAAAGACAUCAAGAGCAUCUCUGAGAUUGAGGAGAAUGGGGACCACUUUAAAGUGACAGUCACCACGGGCUCCAAGGUCCUCGUCAAUUCCUUCACUAUUGGGAAGGAGGCAGAGCUGGAGACAGUCACCGGGGAGAAGGUCAAGUCGGUGGUUCAUCGUGAAGGCAACAAGCUGAAAGUCUGCCUGAAGGGAAUCGAGUCUAUCACAGAAAUGGUGGAUGCGAACACUAUUCUCAAUACUAUGACAGUUGCCGGCAUCGUGUACAAGAGGACGAUUAAACGCAUAUAAAUAUUUGUACUUUGGGAUAAUAAAAUGUUGUAAAAAAAAAA